GCGCAGGACGCCUGUUUCCUGCUGUAAUUGGGUCCUGAACUGCAGCCCGUGCGAGGCUGUCCUGGAGACCCCGCGCUGCCUGCACCUCUAUCGUCUCGGUUGUCAUGGAUGAUGAAGACGGCAGGUGCCUUCUCGAUGUAAUUUGUGACCCAGAAGCUCUAAAUGACUUUCUUCAUGGCUCUGAAACCCAUUUGGACACUGACGACCUUUUGGAUGGUUCGAGUGAUCCCUCCAGCUCGUUCUUCUCUGCUGCAGGGGGCCAUGUAUCGGAAGUUCAGCCCACAGUGCAGCUCUCAGCAAAUGAGCCGCCCGGCCUGCCCAGAGUCAGCGUUGACUUGGACUUCUUGGAAGAUGAUGACAUUCUGGGAGGAUCUCCAGGCGGUGAAAGUGGAAGCAACGGUAUUGGGACAAAUCAUGAACCCUGUGACAUCCUCCAGCAGAGCUUGGCUGAAGCAAACAUCACAGAGCAAAGCUUACAAGAGGCAGAGGCGGAGCUGGACCUGGGGUCCUUUGGUAUCCCAGGACUUACACAAGUGGUUCAGACGCUGCCUGAUGCCAGCCUCACUGGUGCAGGGGGCACUGUUGGUGUAGGCAUAGGCGUUGGGGGGGCAGGAACUAUUUUCACUGGAGGUCCAAGUUCUACUGCAACUCCCCCCAAUGCAGCAGCUGAUAUGCUGGGCUCAGUGCUUGCCCAGCAGGGCCUUCAGCUUCAGCCCCAGGUGAUGAACAAGGCCAUAAGUGUGCAGCCUUUCAUGCAACCUGUAGGCCUUGGAAAUGUGACCCUUCAGCCCAUUUCGAGUCUCCAUACACUUCCCAAUGGCAGUCAGCCUGGGCUAGGAAUAGGACAAAUUCAGGUUGUAGGUCAACCCACGGUUAUGACUAUCAAUCAGUCUGGACAGCCAAUUCUAGCGAAAGCCAUGGGUGGUUAUCAGCUUCACCAGUCUGGACCUGAGAUUUCAGGAGCUGGCUCUCAAGCUGGCCUUGGAAGCUCAGGAAGUGGACUUCUGAUCCAAGGUAACAAAGCCACUUUAGGAUCCCCAGCUUUAAAUGGACCUACAGUUUGUGUCAGCAGCACCAACAGUAGCAGCAGUGGCAGUACAGUAACUGCCCCUGCUGGGAUUGUGGGCUUUGGAAACUCCCCUCUAGCUUCAGGAAUAGCACCCCAGCCACAAACUCAAGGUCAAAUCAUGCAGAACGUUAUCAUCCAGCGCACACCAACACCCAUUCAGCCCAAACCACCUCAGGGUGGCGCCAUCCAGCCAAAACUUUACAAACAGCAACAGCCACAGCCCACACCUCAGCCCCAUCAAAAUGAUGGUCACAAGGGUCUAGGGCUACAGCAGAUUCCAGUAUCUGCAGCUCAAAAUGUAGCUUUCCUGGCGGGAAAGCCUGGCUCUAAUGUGGUCUUAAGCACUCAAGCCACAUCACAAGCCUCACAGUUUUCACAAACACUAUUCAAACCACAAGCAGCACAAGCAUCUGGCAAACCUCUCAGUGUACAUUUAUUAAACCAAUCUGGAAGCAUUGUAAUUCCUUCGCAGACUGUUCUUCAAGGUCAGAAUCCCCAGUUUGUCCAGCUGCAGGCUGGAGGACAAAUCCUCACACAACAUCCAGGUGGCCACAUCAUAACCAGCCAGGGUCCAGGUGGACAGCUAAUCGCAAACCAGAUUUUAACAACAAAUCAGAACAUCAACCUUGGGCAAGUCUUGACCUCCCAGGGACCUUCUGGGGCAGCACACAUCCUUUCUGGUCCCAUCCAACUCCAACCUGGUCAAAUGGGCACACCCACCCUGUUUCAGAUGCCCGUCUCUUUGGCUCAAACUCAUAAUCAGGCCCAGACGCACACAGUCACAGGCCAUGCACAGACAGUCAUACAGGGCAUGCCCAUCCAGAACCCCCUGAUGCUGGGUCAGGUGGAGGGCCUUAGCCCAGCAGUUAGCCUUCAGACAAACGUACAGCCACAAACGGGUGGAGUCCCGAGCAGUGGCAACAGUAGUAGCAUUGCUGCAGGAACCACCGCCCAGGGGCAGCCAGAAUGUGUCACAGUUUUGGGAAGCUCCACAGAGCAGACCUCUCAUCCCACACAGAUCCAUGUACCCCAGCCUUCUGUUGUAGCCAUGCAGCCGACUCCCAGCGCCUCUUCAGCCACUCCCAUACCUUCAUCGUCUCCGUCCAUCUCAGUCUCCACCUCUUCCACCAUGACAACUAUGGGGCUGGUACCCCCUCAAACUCAGCAAAAUCCAGGAAGGCUUGUGUUUACCAACCAGGGAUCCAGCAUGAUCCUGAGCCAGGAGUCUCUACAAAUGUUCCUUCAACAGGAGCUGCAGCAUCAAAAAGAGAAAGAGUCUACCCCCUCUGUAGGAGUGCCAGCGUCUGUAAUCGUCAGCAGCAACCACAUCACUGCUCCGGACCUUACUGUCCAUGACAGCCAGUUAACAGAGUCUUGGGUCUCUCAGAGCCCCUCCCUCUUGACAACAGUGGUAAAGCAGGUUCCUUCCUCUGGACAUCAGCAGCCCCUGAAGAUCCAGAACAUGUCACCGGCCGUGCCCACUCACCCCACAGCGCAGCGUGUUUCCGAGAGCCCCCAGCCUUCUCAGUCUCCACUCACUUUAAGCCAACACAUACAGUCCCCACACCAACAAUCCAGACCGCCCUCACAACCUCAGCCUCAGAAUCAGACUCCCUCUCGUUCCUGCACGCCUUCCCACCCUCCACUAUUUAUAAUUCACAACCAAAGUGCAGAAUCUCCUCAGCCAACAUCACAGCCACAGACCGCGAUUCAAGUUCAGCUUCAACCCCAGCCCACCACUGUCCCUGGCCCUCAUCAGCAAGAAAUGCCUUUAUCACAGUCCCCAAAACCUCCCUCUGCACAGCAUCAGUUCAGUGCAUCCCCCAUAAACACAGGGACUAGUGCAGUAGUGAAAGCCCAGGUCCCUGUUAUGGGCCUCUCCACAGAACAGCAGCACCACUUGCAAUUAGUAACAGCGCAAAUCCAGACGCUGUCAGCUAUUGCCCAGCCCUCACCUCAGCAAAAACAACUGCUGGAAAAGCUACACCAGGUUCAUCAUAACAUUAUGCUACAGUCAAAGCAGCCCUCUCUGCCUCAAAUUCAACCUCAAGCAACGACUCAUUUUGGCUCCCAGCAAGACGUGCCUCUAGACAAAGUGAUGUCAUCAUCGAGUGCUGGUCUGCCCAGUCAGAUCCCCUCAGUGCUGCAGCCAACAUCAGUAGUUGUGAAAACACCUGCAACAGGAGCAAGUGACUUACAGGUAUUCUCAGGAGCCCAAGGACCAGCUGCAACAAUUAUGAAUCAAACUGUCACUCCUACUUGCCUUAACCAGCCUGCACAGGUUCAGCCAAAGCCAGGGGUGAUUAGCUCGGUGGGAGGACUGACCCUGGGUAAAGGAGGGGUGCAAAUACAAGUUUUAGGAACUAGUCUGACUCAAAUGCCUGCUCCACAACCUCCUGCUGCUGCUGUACAAACCCAUACAACAAUGAAGAUGCCUUUUACUGCAGAGCCUAGUAAGGAAGCAAGGUUGCUAGAACAACUAAGAAAACAACAGGGUUCAGCGCUCCACCCAAACUACAGUGCUCCUUUUAACACAUUUGAGGACACGCUGCAUAGACUACUGCCUUAUCAUCUCUACCAAGGAAAUGUACACUCCUCAGAGGAUUAUGAAAAAGUGGAUGAAGAAUUUGAGAGGGUAUCCUCCAUGCUUCAGAAGCGGACACAGGCUAUGGUGGAUAAAUACAGACAUUUGCUUUUUUCAGAAUCCAAGCAAAGACUGGGCCCGUCUGCUGAGAUGGUAAUGAUUGACCGCAUGUUCAUACAGGAGGAGAAGGUUGCAAUAAGUCAAGAUAGAAUUUUGGCAAAAGAGAGACCAGAGGAGUUUUUGGCCAAUGUGCGCAAAUGGGAGAGUGCAGCUAUUUCCUCAAAGAAGUCUUCUCCUUCCCCUGAAGCCACUUCAGGAACUCAAGAGGCUGCUGUUUCUCUCACUUCAGUUCCUGCCUCUGCUCCUACACCAAAUGUGACCCCAAAACCUCCUACUCCACCAGCUCCUGUCCCUCUGGCUGCCCCUCCUUCUGCCCCUGCUCCUCUUGUUUCAGCCUCAGCCCCUAUCCCUCCUAUUUCAGUACCAGCCCCAGCUCCUGUCCCCACUACUCGUGCUGCAGCGCCUCCUCCUGUCUCUGUGUCAUCUGCCUCUCCUUUCCCUCCAACCAAAUUGGUCAUUAAACAGGGAGGAAGUGGAGCCUCAGUGUCUUGGUCCAGUAGUUGCCCCACACCUCCCAUCGACUCUACAAAAUCCACGCCAGAGCAUACGGUGACUCUAAGUUCUUCCAUCAGUCGCGCCUCUGCUGCUUCAUCCUCACAUUUUUCUUCUCCUUCACCAUUCAACUCUAAAGCAUCUGAUGACGAUGACACUUUACUGCAGCGGACUAGUAAACCACCCAUAAAGACCUACGAAGCUCGCAGGAGGAUCGGCUUGAAGCUCAAAAUCAAGCAGGAUCAGGCAGGCUUCAGUAAGGUGGUCCACAACACUGCCUUAGAUCCUGUGCAUACACCUCAGCCUCAGCACAGCAGUCAGUCCACACAACCAUCCUCAAAUAAGUCAAACUCCGCUUUACAAGACGCAAAAGGCCCCCCUUCCACCUCAGUGACCACCGUCAUUCGAACUCAGACCCCUGUUUGCACUAGUACUCCAUCCACAUAUCUCCCUUCAGUAAGCACAGCUCAGUCUAACCCAGAGUUUAGAAGCAAUCCUCUCUACAAACAAGCUCCUUCUACCCUGUCCAAGCCCUCUGUUCAAAUGAAUGGGACAAUGGAACAUCACAGUGCAGGGGGGACCAAACCCAACCCUACUGCCUCCAGCACUUCAUCACAGACCACCUGUCGUCUGCCCCUUAGAAAAACCUACCGUGAAAAUGUCAGUCCACGUGUUCGCCCUGGUAUACCAGGAGGAGGCGAUGAGGGUUACCCCCGAACCACAGAUUCACCAUCCUGUCACAAAUCCUCUUCUCCUUCAGAAAGGACCGUUAUUGCCAGUGUGAAGGUAGAAAAAAGAGACAACCGGGAGCAUGUCUAUAGAGAGUCUAGUAAUGAUGUGGGUCGAUUAGAAAGUGCAAUGCAUGGGCUGGACCACGUAGAUGAGGUUUUCAGCCGUGGUCUCAAAACCUCACAACAUAAUGUGCCACAGCUUUCAGACAGGGACUGUUCCAAAGAGAAGCAGGGUGAGCACACGGAUUUUGAAACUGGUGAAAGUAAAUACAAAAAGAUGAAAAACAGACAGAGGGCAGGUGGGACAUUUCGAAUGGACCAGCACGCCCCCGGACCCCCGUCCCCAGAAUCUUUCACCCGAGACUCUCUGCUUCCUGCUAAACGUUGCAAGUCGGACUCUCCGGAUAUGGACAAUGCCAGCUUCUCUAGUGGCAGUCCCCCCGAUGACUCUUUGAAUGAGCACUUGCAGUGCGCAAUUGAUAGCAUCCUAAACCUGCAGCAGGAGCCCACUGGCCAUGGCCCCCAUAUCAAAAGCAGACCUCACCACGACCACCACCUCCAGGGGGUCUCCACCCCUCUGUCCCAUAGACCCUCUGUCUUGCCGUCCGCCUCAUCAUCCUCCCUGGCCCAGCACCCUCAGGUCCGUGGCCGAGGCCACAAUGGCAGCCUGGUACCCCAGACUCAGAGCAGAUAACAGGCCCUCACCUCAACCAGCGAUACUGGGGACUGACGAGUGAGUGAGGGUGGGCACUGUGAACACAGUAUCACUGUAUACUCUGCCAAGUUAUGAUGGCUUUGUUUGCUCAUUUGAAUUGUCCAGACAUUUCUGUCUUUACUGUUGAUGGUACAUGUGUGAAUUUGUGGAACGCUACAUUCAUGUACAUUAAUAUGCCUGGAUUUUUUUGUGUUCUCAGCCGAGCUUGAGAAACAAAACAAAAUGGUCAAAAAUUGUUCAGUGUUCCCUAUUCUCUAUAUUAUAUUACACGUCAUUUCAUUAUUUUAGUAUUUCCACAUUCCAUCACAUUGCCUGGGUAUAUAAUUUAAUUUGAUACUCUGCAUUCACAGUACUAUGCAGCAUAGAUCACUCCAAAAAUGAACUAAAACGUCAAAAUUUGUGCUUUAAAGUGUUCUCUUUCAGGCAAACCAAAAAAUUGUCAUUGGAAACCUCCCCCCCCCAUAUAUUGACCAUAUGAUAAAACCAUUUAAAAUGUUUAAUACAUUUCAUUACUAUUACUUUGCGAUUCUUGGUUUUCAGCGUGACCUUUUUCUGUUGUAACCUUCAUUCAAUUCAAAUACAUGCAUUCUUGUACUGACUGCUUGAAGUUCCAGGUUUGUCCAGCAGGUGGCAGGUCAUUUCUACCUGUUCAAUUUGUGUAUUCUGAAGUCUUUCAUCUUUCUGCUAUUGUACUCUCCCCCCUCCUUUGUGUCUGCUUUUUUUCUGAUGGACAAUUCAAACACAAACAUCACAAUGAAAUGGAGAAAAAAGGAACAAUAAUAAUGUACAAAAAGAAUUUGAAGUAUAGUAUUACAGAAUAAUUUUGUAUUUAUUGUGUAUAAUGACUUUUUAAAAAGAAAUGUACAUUUAGUAAAACUGUAAAUUAAACAUUGCUUCUUAUGAAAUGUA
Messenger RNA from Periophthalmus magnuspinnatus, 6620 nucleotides. RefSeq names its product BRD4 interacting chromatin remodeling complex associated protein (gene bicra). Gene Ontology annotation, cellular component: SWI/SNF complex. The transcript has 15 exons. The record is from RefSeq and is a predicted model, not a curated record. The coding region runs from base 105 to 5690 and encodes 1861 amino acids. Gene Ontology annotation, biological process: positive regulation of DNA-templated transcription. Lineage: Eukaryota; Metazoa; Chordata; Actinopteri; Gobiiformes; Gobiidae.